Messenger RNA from Etheostoma cragini (Arkansas darter), 3218 nucleotides. RefSeq names its product glutamic acid-rich protein-like. The transcript is spliced from 8 exons. The record is from RefSeq and is a predicted model, not a curated record. Bases 111 to 2489 code for a protein of 792 amino acids. Lineage: Eukaryota; Metazoa; Chordata; Actinopteri; Perciformes; Percidae.
CUGGUUGGCACUCCCCAAUGUAAGUUGUGUCGCUUUGCGCGCAACUGUGUGAAAAAUAUACCACGUUUCCUUUUCACUAAUGAUACAGGAGUUAGCUUUCCCUCUUGAACAUGUACCGCCCAGGUAAAACACCACAAGGACCGCCGCCGUUUGGACCUCCACCACCCCAUGGCCCUCAUUUCAGACUCCGAGGGCCUUGUAGUGGUCCUCCCCCUGGACACUUGCCAUCUGGACCUCCGGAUAGCCAUUUUUUCCACAACAGGCCACCAAGAGGGCAUUUCAUCAGCCCCCACUGUAGCAACUUCUCCAUAGACCGUAGUACAAUCAUUGGUUUGGGAGGCAGCCAGCAGAUCGUCCCUCCUGCACAACCACCGCACAUUCAGGUCCCACAGUGGAAUCCCACUCCUGUGCAACAUCAUUCUCCUGACAGUAGUGACCGAGCUGGUGAGGAAUUCCUGAGAUGCAUUGCAGCCAACAAGCCUCUCCCAGACUAUCUCAAAGGGAACAUGGCAUACAACCUGGCUGACGCUUUUAAGUCAGCUAAUGUCCUGAAAGAAGCAGUCAAGUCAGACCCUGAGUUCCACAAGCAUGUGACCAGGAGCGAAAGCCGUAGUCAAAGCCGUGGGAAAUCUCGAGCCAAGAGCCGAGCGAGGAGCAAAAGCCGAGCGAGAAGCAAAAGCCGAGCGAGAAGCAAAAGCCAAGCACCCAGCAAAAGCAGAGCGAGAAGCAAAAGCAGAGCAAGAAGCAGAAGCAGGGCUCGCAGUAGGAGCCGAAGCAAGAAAAAUCAUGUACGGAGCAAGAGCCGGAUCAGGAGCUCCACGUCACGAAGCAGCAGUAGUGAAAAGAGCUAUGUUAAAGACAAAAAGAGAAAGAUGAGCCACAACUCCACCAGCAGUGUUGGCAGCAGUAAAUAUCUGAUAGGGAAUAGUCUGCUAGAAGGACUAAAGCUGGUCAUGAACAGCAAAGAACUGGAAGAGCGGUUGCCCACCCUCAAAGAUGCCAUCCUCACUAUUAAGGCCUCAGACUACAGCAAAAAAAAGGAGGAUGUACCUGAUGAGCACAGACAUCAGCAACAACAUGACCCUAAUGAGAAUUCAACAUUGCUAGAAAAUGACAGUGUACUCCUUCCCCAUGACAGAGUAGGCAGUGACUUCUCUUGGCUCCAGGCGCAAAGUAAGGAGGACCCAGCAGUCCUGAAAGCCGAUGAGCUUGAAGAUGAAGACUCAUUCUUGUAUGGAAAUGAAGAUACUGGAAGAAAACAAGCCAAUAAAACCUCUACUUCACUACUUACAGCAUUUUCCCAGAUUGGAGAACAUGCCAAACUACAGGAAAUGGAUAGUUCAGCCAGUCACCAACAUCAUCAAAACAAGUCCAUAUUUAGUAACUUUGGGGAUUUGCUUGACCUGAAGCAACCCCUUCAAAUAACUUCCUCGAGCGUAGCCUCUGGCAAUCUGGACAGCAGUGAGGGUGAGAAGAUCAAGAACAUAUUAAAAAGUCUGGGCACAACAGACAUUAGCGAGUUUAUGAUUAAGAUGCAAAGCCAAAAGGAGGGGAUGCAGCUUGCUCUUGCAUGUUCAAGUUCAGAGCGAACAGCAGCAAGCCUAGCACUGAGUAACCCGAAUGUACGUCAUGCUCUGGAGUCUUUACAGUUGCUGAUAAAAGCAACAAAAGAGAAGCGGGAAAAAAGUGAUGGCAGUGGCACAUCUCAGACAUUGUCUGAUAAACACAAGGCAGGUGAUGAUGAGGAAAGGAAGAAAGAGAAACUAGCCAGAACGAAAAAAAUGGAAUCAUUGAUGAAAGAACUGGAAGGAUUGUUGAAACAGGAUGGAUUAAGUUUUCUGACACCAGUAAUCGGGUUUUACUGCCAGAAAUGUGAGGAGUUCAUUGGAGAUUUGAAUAGUGCUGAAAACCAUGCAGCCAUCCACCGCCACGGCUACUCUAGCAGUCAGAAAAUGCAGGUGGACAAUCAUUCUGGAGACAACAAGGGACACUCACGGCAUGUUAGCAACAGCACUCAACAGCCACAUACCUCAGACAGGAGAGAUCCCAGGGACUACAGUUAUGCUAGAGAUUCCGGGGAAUCACAGCGGAAUCACAGAGACUACCAACGAGACUUGAGGCAUGAAAAAGAUCACAGAAGCAAACUCAAAGAAGACUGCAGAAGCCACAGGACGGGGCAGGACAACAUCUCCUUGAAAGAGGAGAUGAGGAAGGAGAGGAUGCUCAUAACAGUGUCCCGUGGACUGACACCUCAGAACCUUAAGGUAAACGAGGAGGUGAACAAGGAGCUGACAAUUGGAAGCCACAGCAAAGUCAAAGUGGAAAACACAGACCGCAAGGACAAAUCAUCCAGGGGCAGCAGAGAAAAAGAUGGCAAAGAAAAAGAUGAAAGUAGUGAUAGCGACGCCAAAGAAAAAACGCUGAAAGCAAAAUCAUCUAAAAAGAAGAAGAAGAAAAAGAAGGAGAAAAAGAAGAAGGAUAAGUCGUAAUUGUUGCAUUAUGUCUGUCACUUUCCAUAUUCAUACUAGACGUAUCCCUGGGAUGGGGUUGGCAGCUUCUGGCUGCAUAAAGUUUCUAAACUUAAAGAUCCAAGUAAUAAGUUAUCAUUACCCAUUGUUUUUUUCUUUUUCUCUUUCCCCUUAGUCAUUUUUUUUUUUUAUUGGUUUGUUCAGAAGAAGGGGGAAGGCCUCAAUGAGUGAUUCAUCAUUGUGCUUAAAGGAACAUACUGACAUGUUAGGAAGUCAGGUGGUUUGCCGUAAGCCAAAAAAUUCAAAAGGGAAGAUUAAUAUAAAUUAAUUUUUUUUGCAUCCAGUACAAAGACAUGUCCUACCUAAAGUUAGAACAAAAGGCAUCCUUGACUGAUGUAUAAUUAAUGCACAGAAAUUAAAUGAUAUUUUUUGGGCUGUGCAUUUCUUUUGCUAAGUGGCUUCCAACAAUUUUUUAGGUUUAUAUGGCAUGCCGUAAGUAAGCCCUCACAUCCUGGUUUUGUGUUUUACUCAGUGUUUUAAUUAUUUUUUUAAAUUCACCUUUCUCAAUACUAUUACUACUGUGUACAUAUUUUUCAACGACUAACAGCAUUGUAGUGUUAGAAAUGGGAUGUGUACUUUUUUUUUGCAGCUGAGUUUCCAUUUUCUUUUUGUCUGUGUUUUUAUUCAAAAUACAAGAUGAUCCUGUGGUGACUUUUUAAAUAAAGAAUGUGUACAAUUUAAAGAGUUAAA